Molecule: messenger RNA, 1549 nt
Organism: Saccostrea echinata
Lineage: Eukaryota; Metazoa; Mollusca; Bivalvia; Ostreida; Ostreidae
Exons: 10
Coding region: 1-1125 (374 amino acids)
Biological process (GO): tRNA wobble position uridine thiolation
Cellular component (GO): cytosolic tRNA wobble base thiouridylase complex; mitochondrion
Molecular function (GO): protein dimerization activity; tRNA binding
Source: RefSeq, a predicted model, not a curated record
AUGAGCGACCCCGCGCAGCAGACGACAGAGAGAAAUAUGUCAUCGACGUCAUCGUUUGAGUUGGACUCGGACGACGUGACCAUUGAUGACGGCGACGAUUCUCAGAAUUCCACUUCUAUGUCUUCCGUAUUUACAUAUCCCGAAAACCGUCAUCAAAGUAAUGAUAAGACACAGUACAAAAGUGAAAAGAAGAAAACUAUUGCCAGCAAGUGUAUAGACGAAAAAGAGGUACAAGAUCUAAGACUUAAGAUCAAUUCUAGAGAGAGAAGGAGAAUGCACGAUUUAAAUUCAGCUUUGGAUGGAUUACGAGAAGUGAUGCCCUAUGCUCAUGGACCAUCAGUUCGAAAACUUUCAAAAAUUGCUACACUAUUAUUAGCCAAGAACUACAUACUUAUGUUAAACAAUUCUUUGGAAGAGAUGAAGAAACUAGUGAGACACAAUGCGGAUGAAAUUGCUAAGACUGUGAUAAUGAAUGUACUGAGAGGUGACAUUGGAAGAUUACAGAGGUGUACAGCCAUCACCACGGGAACUGAGGGAGCCCUUCCCAGAAGUAAACCAUUCAAGUAUACAUACGAGAAAGAGAUAGUCAUGUAUGCCUACUUUAAAAAGCUGGAUUAUUUCUCCACAGAGCGUAUAUAUUCUCCUAAUGCUUAUAGGGGAUUUGCAAGGGCUUACAUAAAAGACUUGGAAAAGAUCCGACCAAGUGCUAUAAUUGAUAUUGUUCACUCGGGAGAGAGUUUGUCGGUAAAGAAAGCUGUGAACCUACCAGUACAAGGUACUUGUGAGAGGUGUGGCUAUAUCUCCAGUAACCCCCUGUGUAAGGCCUGUAUUCUACUGGAGGGACUCAACAGAGGCUUGCCAAGACUUGGAAUUGGCAAAAGUCACAAAGAGAGACGCAAGCUGAAUGAAAUGUUGGCCCAGAAAUCAGAAGCUACUGACGUUGGUACAAAUAUGGACACUUCAAAAGAGACAACUGAUAAUGCAUCAAUGACAGAAAGCUUGGGAUCAACGAACACAAAACAAAAAUGUGAAAACUGUUCUUGUGGUAGCGGUUGUUUAUCUGACAAACUAGAGGAAGUUAAGCUGGACAGAAGGAAAAUAGACCCAACAAAGAUAGAUUUCUGAUAUGUUGGUACUUAGAUGGAAUGAAAUGCAAUGUAUACAUUUUUUUACCAAAUGAAAAACUAAAUGAUUACAGGAAAACACACUUAUAAGGAAUGUUAAUUCCCCGUGGCUUUAAAAUAUAUUGUUAACUUGAGGGAUACAUUGAAUUAUGUUUAUAAAGAAGCAAAAUCAUCCAUCCCUGACACUUUUUUAUAAGCGUAUUUUUCUGUAUUUCUAAUCAUAUAUCUAGCCAAUGAAAUUCAAUAACACUGUGAAUAAAUGUUGGAAAUUAAAUUUAUUAAACAUUGCGUUUGAAAGUCUUUCACAGCCAUUUUUUUUUAAAUUUGAUUUUGAUAGAAAAGUAUAAUUAGAAUAUAAUUAUAUUUUUAAACAAAUUGUUCCCGAAUUUAUACCUUGUUUGUAAAAUCCACUGCAUUACAAUGUA